Messenger RNA from Malassezia pachydermatis, 1662 nucleotides. RefSeq names its product adenylate cyclase. The coding region runs from base 1 to 1662 and encodes 553 amino acids. The transcript is spliced from 2 exons. Lineage: Eukaryota; Fungi; Basidiomycota; Malasseziomycetes; Malasseziales; Malasseziaceae. The record is from RefSeq and is a predicted model, not a curated record. Gene Ontology annotation, molecular function: protein binding.
AUGCCGCCGCGCGACGACGCGACGACAUCGGAGACGGCUAGCAACGAUACCCCUGACGUGCUGGAACGCACCUCGCUAUCCUUAGCCGGUCAUGCUCUUCCACAGACCAAGGCGAUGGCACAAACAUUAGCGCAGUUCUCGCAUUUGCGUCGACUGGAUUUAUCGAAUAUGGAAUCGUCGGAAGCGUGUCCCCAUGGCUUGGAGCAACUCCAUUGGAUUGCCACGGCCGUACGACGGAGUCGCAAGCAUGUCAAGGAGGGACAAACCCCUCUGGACGAACGGCUCACGUGGCUGAACAUCGCGGGCAAUCCUGCAUUGGGAGCGUCAGACGAUGCCCUGGAUGGCCUCGAAUUGCUCACAGCCUUGCACGUUUUCAACGCAUCGCACUGCCUGCUUAAAUCUAUUCCCUCGGGUUUAUCUGCGUUACGUGGCCUCAAAGCGCUCGUACUCUCGCACAAUGCACUUACUUCGCUUCCGGCCGUCUUUCCUCACUUGCCGGAUCUCAAUACCCUUGUGCUUUCCAACAACCAGCUUACGCAUCUCCCAUCAACAUUGCCUACUUCGCUUCCCAGCCUGAAAAAACUGAGUAUUAGCCACAACGCCUUGCAAGGACCUGAGGCAUUGCCGGAUUGGCGGGUAUGCUCGCAUCUUCGUGAAGUGCGUUUGUGUGGGAACCCCACCUUGCAGCAGCUUCCUUCGCAUAUCCAGUUUUGGGGGUGCGGCGUGGAUGGUGGUGCGCCUGGUCUCGCGUUGCUGGAUAUUAGCAAUUGUGGCUUGUCGUCAUGGCGCGAUGUUGAGGCCUUGCUGCGUCCAGCUACGUCUUCGUCCAACCGGCAUGGCCUGGCGAACUUGUGUGCCAAGGGCAAUGGCAUUGCUGCCUUGGACGACUACCAGGACCGAUGGCGUGCCUCGUACCCGCACCUACACGUUCUUGAUCAGGUGCGGUUGGUCCCGAAGAAGAAGGCUGAGCUGCCACUCACUGACUCCGUGUCAGACGUGGACAAGGACGAUGCCCUGCCUACGCGCGUCCAGGCGGCACCCGUCAAAACUUUGCACACACCGAAGGAACGCGCAUCGGUAUCGCGUGAUGAACGACCACGUGCGUCCAAGCGAGAGGCUGUGUCCAAACGUGUCAGCCCCUCAUCGCCAUCGAAGCGUGAUGACACUUCUACAGCUAAACGUGGCGAGACUUCACGACCCAAACAUGGCGACACGGUGACACAGAAACGUCACGCAUCUUCCACACCGAAACGACAGCGCGAAGAGGAGGUCGAUGACGAGGCUGUGACGACGGAGAAGAAAGUGCGCAAACGCAGCAAGCGUGGCCCGAAGAAACGAGCUGAGGCUGCUACAUUGCCUGAGGCACCGCAAUCUGUACCUGCUACUACUUCUACAUCCAAGCCGAAAAAGAUUCGGCGGAAAAAGACCGUGAAGACCGUGGAGCUGGAUAUGGAUAGCACGCCAUUGGACGCAGCGCCACCGUCACCACCUCGUGUCUCUCAACGUACGCCCUCGCCACCGCCGACCAAGCCGGCCGUGUCGGUUACCGGGGAUACGGGUAUUGUGGGCGUGGUCAACGUGAAACGUGCUCGGCCGGCUGUCACAUCCACACCUGCAUCAUUCCUGGGCCGUCGUGAUGAUACGCCGUUGGGCGGCUGGUAA